Molecule: messenger RNA, 1764 nt
Organism: Penicillium malachiteum
Lineage: Eukaryota; Fungi; Ascomycota; Eurotiomycetes; Eurotiales; Aspergillaceae
Product: putative acyl-CoA oxidase
Exons: 7
Coding region: 1-1764 (587 amino acids)
Biological process (GO): lipid homeostasis; fatty acid beta-oxidation using acyl-CoA oxidase
Cellular component (GO): peroxisome
Molecular function (GO): FAD binding; fatty acid binding; acyl-CoA oxidase activity
Source: RefSeq, a predicted model, not a curated record
AUGUCUCUCGCGUCAGUGUCAAAUUCAGACUGUAGUCCCGCCGUGGCAGAGUGCCGGGCACUCUACGAGCAAAUAUGGCACACGCCUUCGCCAACUGUGGAAUUGGCUCGAUCACCACUGAUGAAGCCUGCAUCACUGUCGUUGACUGUCGAAGAGCGAACACAGCUCACAUAUCAAAGAGCAAGAGCGUUGGCACAAUCUUACAACUUGACAUUGAAAGACGUAGUUGAAAUGACUCCACUAUUCUGGAAACUUCACAUGGACAUGCUCACCGCUAUGGACGGCGGUGCAAUCAACCUCGUCAGCGUCCAAUAUAAUCUUUUUGUCGGCACAGUUGCUCCAUUUGUUGCAACACAUCCGGAAUUGCCAUCCAUUAUCGAGAAGGCAUUGAGAGUUGAUAUCUCAUCACAAUUCAUGCUCACGGAGCUCGGUCAUGGCUUGGAUGCUCGCAAUCUUGAAACAACGGCUACACUACUGCCCAAUGGCGACUUUGAGUUGCAUACCCCGACUCCGAACGCCGCCAAAUGCAUGCCACCCAAUACUCCACGCAACGGACUUCCAACCAUUGCAGUGGUCAUUGCGCGUCUCAUAGUUGAAGGAGAGGACCGUGGAGUCCGCCCGUUCCUUGUUCCCAUGUCCGACGGUACCAAGAUGUGCACCGGAAUUACCUCAAAAGUCUUCCCACCCCGUCCGGGCGCGAAUCCAAUUGAUCAUGCCCUGACCUACUUCAACCACGUCAAGCUCCCACACUCCGCCCUGCUCGGUAGCUUGGAAAAGCCACGAAAUGAACGCGAAAAUUUCCUAUCCACCAUCCACCGCAUGGGCGCCGGAACUCUCUUCUUAGCUGGUGCCUGUAUUCCUCUAAUCAAAAUGUCUGUAUACAACGCCAGCAAAUUCAGUUUCCGACGCCACAUCCUCGGAAACAACGGAGAGCCAAUGCCUGUGAUCGACUUCCGGACGCAGCAUCUUCCCAUCUUGCACGCUAUCGCGCGCGCUCAUGUCCUGCAAGCGUUCCUGAUUUACGCUGGAAGGGAGUAUUGCACUCAGGCUGAUUCGCGCGUCCGCCAUAUCUUUGCAACGACUUUCAAAGCUGUUACCAUUCAUCACUUCAAACAUAGUCUUCAAUCUAUUAAUGAAGGCUGUGGCUGGCAGGGAUAUUAUGAUCGCAAUCAGAUCCUCGCAGCUAGCUUGGAGUUCAACGCAGUGGCAACCGCAGAAGGCGACGUUCGAGUCCUAGCUAUCCGCCUUGCCAGUGAACUUCUGAUCGGCCGUUAUGAGGUCCCACCACCAAAGAACCCCAACAGCGCUCUCGCACGCCACGAAGCAGGUCUCUUCGCCGAAGGACGGGAAUUAAUGAAGCGCUUCGGCAACAAGCACCGCAGCGAAGCCUUCAACCGCACUAUUCUCCCACUGUGCCUUCCUCUAGUCCUCGCCAUCGGUUACCGUAUGGCACUUGAGGCCGCUAUAGACAUGGAAAUUGACCCGAAGCUGCGCGCCCUCUACGAAGCCGGAAUCUUCAAGGAGGAUGCUAGCUGGUUUGCGGAGAAGGGCGGAAUUAGCCGUGAAACGCAGCGCGCAAUGGAGGCGCAGGCCGCCGAUUCCGUUCUUCCGGACUUGGAGCGCUUGGCUGAGGAAACUGGCGUCGAGCCAUAUUGCACUGCGCCUAUGACCUCGCAGGCCUUGUGGGAUGGGUAUGUUGAAGAGUUAGAGACUUUCUCCGGAGAUGCGGUGUGGAAAUUUGAAGAGACUAAGGCCCGGCUUUAA